This is a messenger RNA of Lichtheimia ornata, 591 nucleotides long. RefSeq names its product 6,7-dimethyl-8-ribityllumazine synthase. Gene Ontology annotation, cellular component: riboflavin synthase complex; intracellular anatomical structure. Bases 1 to 591 code for a protein of 196 amino acids. The transcript is spliced from 2 exons. Gene Ontology annotation, biological process: riboflavin biosynthetic process. Gene Ontology annotation, molecular function: 6,7-dimethyl-8-ribityllumazine synthase activity. The record is from RefSeq and is a predicted model, not a curated record. NCBI's taxonomy places the organism in Eukaryota, Fungi, Mucoromycota, Mucoromycetes, Mucorales, Lichtheimiaceae.
AUGGCUACAUUUGAAAAGGGUGUCAAGGAAUCUGCUGCCAAGCUCGAUGGCUCUGGUCUUCGCAUUGCCAUUGUUCACACGCGAUGGAACUAUGCUCUCGUCGACCAAAUGUACAAGGUUGUAUACGACACGUUGAUCAAAAAACACGGUGUUUUGCCUGAGAACAUUUACACGGACACUGUGUCGGGUUCAUAUGAACUUCCAAUGGCUGCCAAGCAAUUGAUUGAUUUGUCACGAUCCCAAGCAUCCGCUACUGCCAGUGAUCUUUUGGGUUCUCCCGCACUUAGCAAGAAGGAAGGCUCAGCCAGCAGCAGUGGUGAGAAGAAGACAGGUGCCUUUGAUGCAGUGAUUUGCCUUGGUAUUGUCAUUAAGGGUGGCACGGCCCACUUUGAGUACAUUUGUGAUGCUGUGACACAUGGCAUUAUGCGUGUGCAGUUGGAUACUGGUGUCCCCGUUAUCUUUGGUGUCUUGACCUGCUACAAUGACGAACAAGCUAUCGCUCGUGCAAGUACCGAGGAAGGUUUCCAUCAUUCUGAAGAAUGGGCUGCUGCUGCCGUUGAAUCCGCCCUACGAAACUACCGCAAGUUGUAA